Molecule: messenger RNA, 1698 nt
Organism: Coprinopsis cinerea okayama7#130
Lineage: Eukaryota; Fungi; Basidiomycota; Agaricomycetes; Agaricales; Psathyrellaceae
Exons: 3
Coding region: 1-1698 (565 amino acids)
Source: RefSeq, a predicted model, not a curated record
AUGUCCCAGCCACAGGCCGUGUAUCGCUUCCUUCAAAUUGCAGAGCUGAAGGACAUGGUUUGCAACGCCUUGGCCGAAGAAAAAAAGAUGGGCACUCUCGCAGCGCUUGCUGCGACUAACCAACUGCUCUUUGGGAGCGCGAUUCGUAGCCUGUGGAAGGAGAUUCCAAGCCUGUGGGUCAUCGUUGGGAUGUUUCCUAAAGGCUGCUUCGCCGUGGCAGGGAACUUGAAAGAGCUGACUAUUGGAUCUUCAAGCGGAAUCCCAGCAGGACUCCAACGGCUUCAGCGAUACGCUCCGUUCGUAAAGGAAAUCAAGUACCCGAACAAGCACUCGGACAGGAGGGUUCGGUUCCUGCCGUGGAACUUCGUGGCAUUGCACCAACUGGCCCAAGCAGCGCCGAUGCCUUUGUUUCCCAAUGUGGAGAGUGUUUCGCUUCCAUUGAUACACAAAGAGCAUCUCAACUCCAUUUUCUAUCCGGCUCUCGUUUUGUCGACUUCGUCAGUUCGCUCGGUGACGAUAGUGUCUGAUGAAGUACACGACCUCGGUCUCAUUGAUUUCGAGAGAGACGCCUCUCGAGAAGACUCGCCGCACAGCUUGGCACUGGUCUCCCGACUGGUCGAUGUCGCUCACAGUAUUACGGAAUUGAAGGUGCAGUCGCUCAUCACUGGAGAGGUGGAUGAAUUACAUCGCCCAACGCCGGCCCUGAAUAGGCUUUUCCCUCUACUUCCAUCGACAUCUUCCAUCCGUGUUCUGGACAUUACCCAUCUCAAAGUCACCGGCGCAUCUUUGCAGGAGCUUACUCGACUGAAUCGGUUGGAGGAGCUCAAAGUCUCACUCCCAGUGUCCUCUAGCUUGCACGAGGCCCUUCUCAACGACGACCAGUUCGUACUCACUUUUUCGGCUCUCACUUCGUUGUCGAUAUUCUGCAACCAUCCGACGACCGAACAAGCCACCGAGCUCUGUAUCCUCUUCUUCACCGCGCUUCGCGCACCUAAACUUGACAGGAUCCGCCUCUCCCUGCUUGCAGAGUUGAAUGAGGUCAACUUGGACGGAGUGUUUGGUGCGAUCGCGACACAUACACAGCCGGUCGCGCUGUCUUCAAUUACCGUUGGAUCCACUUCCGUCCAGAUGCUCGCAGAAGCAUUUGGCGGAAAUAUUUCCGGUUUCUCGACGAGCCUACAGCCGUUGGCGGCCUUUACAAACCUUAAAUCGUUGGAGAUAUUCCCAUACACCAGCUCACCGACUCUUCGGAACGCGGAGCUCAUCAACGCUAUGAGCAACUGGGCCAACCUCGAGCGACUCUUUCUCAAAACCCAUUCGCUGGACCAUCCCAUCACGAACUCGCAGUUGACCCUGAGCGGGAUUUACGCUGCCGUACAACACUGCCCCAAGCUGUCACACCUCAUCCUCUCGUGCCAAGCGACCGAUGUUCCUGCUGUUGCCUUCCCUGCUCAUCACUCACUCAGGUACUGGGACUUCGGCACCUCCACUAUCACCUCGGGGAACGCGGUUGGGCGCUGGAUGCGCGAUGCCUUCCCCUGCCUCCGACAGGUGAAGUACUUCGAAGCCAUGUGUGGCGCACUGGACUCGAACGAUGCGAUGGAUAAUGGAUGGGUCCAGGAAUUCCCGGACUGCCUUGCAUUGAUAUCCCAUUGGACAGACGUUUCCCGAAUCGUGGCGAAGGAGCCUAGGGACUAG